AUGGGAAAAGUUUAUUUUAUUGCAGGUGCUACUAGAGGUAUUGGUCUUGAAUUAGCAACUCAAUUAGCUGAAAAAGAUUCUUCAAACACUAUAAUUGCAACAGCUCGUGAUACGAAAAAUUCAACUGGAUUGAACAAUUUGGCUUCAAAGAAUUCAAAUGUUCAUAUCAUCCAAUUAGAUUUAUCUUCUGAAAAAUCAAUCAAUGGUAUAGAUGAACAAAUCAACUCAUUAAUUUCAGAAAUUGGUAUUGAUGUUUUCAUUGCAAAUGGUGCACUUGGUGAUAAUACACCUUUCAAAAAUUUGGGUAGACAAACUUAUAUUAAUCAUUAUCUAACUAAUGUUUUGGGUCCAACACAAGUGAUCAAUGUAUUGUACAAAUAUCUUAUCAAGACACCAACAAGACAAAUUUUCUUUGUUUCAAGUAUUGCUGGACAAGUAUCCACUUUCAUACCAAUAGUAAGUGGUCCUUAUGGUCAAACCAAAGCUGCAUUAAAUCAUACUGCUUUACAAUUAUCUGUUGAGUAUAAAGAUGAAGGUUUCACUAUUAUACCAGUACACCCAGGAGUUGUUGAUACAGACUUAGCUAAUACUGCUUUCAAAAAACUACCAGAAGAGCUUGGUAAGCCUUACCUUGAUCAAUUCAUUUCACCUACUGAGAGUGUCUCUGGUAUCAUUUCAAAUAUCAUUGAUAAAGUUACUGUUGAAGAUAGUGGUAAGUUUCUCAACUAUGAUGGAACUGUUCUUCCAUUUUGA
Hansenula ciferrii is the source of this 753-nucleotide messenger RNA. RefSeq names its product SDR family oxidoreductase. The transcript has a single exon. The coding region runs from base 1 to 753 and encodes 250 amino acids. Lineage: Eukaryota; Fungi; Ascomycota; Saccharomycetes; Phaffomycetales; Wickerhamomycetaceae. The record is from RefSeq and is a predicted model, not a curated record. Gene Ontology annotation, molecular function: oxidoreductase activity, acting on the CH-OH group of donors, NAD or NADP as acceptor.